CAUCUUCCUGAGCAUAUCAAACACAGCUUCUUUAGGGACCUCUCUUCUAAAAAAAACCAAGAGAAGACCCCAGCAACACAAACUCCAAAAUCGAGAACCCCUCUAGAUUUUCCUAAGCAAAAAGAAACGACCCCCCUCCCCCGUUUUGGAUCUCAUCUUCUUCUUUAGAGAAGAAUAGCCCAUUUUAAUUGCUUCUUCUUAACCAAACACCAUGAACCUCAUAGUAACCAGCCUGCCAUCAACCAUCCUCUAACUCAACGCUCCCUCACCACCAGAACUGGCCGAAAACCGGAGACCAAUAAGCUGAAGUGCACACAACGUGCUCGAGUCUCUAACCAGAAACAACACAUUUAUCAGUGGCAAUUGGAUUUUUGAUUUACAUAUUGUACUAUGGAUGAAAGCAAUUAUGCAACAGAUGAUGCGGAGAUGGUUGAGAGUUCAAGUGGAAAGGAGUUGACCACAAAUGGAGUGGAAGCUGAAGGGCGUUUGAAUAUGGAACAUUAUGUCGUGGAUCAAAACAAUACUACAGUAGAUGAUGGGAGAUGGUAGAGAGUUCUAGUAGGAAGGAGUUGACCAGAAAUGGUGUUGAAGCUGAAGGGCAUCCGAAUUUGGAACCUUAUGUUGGUAUGGAAUUUGAAUCAGAAGAAGCUGCUAAAGCAUACUAUAGCACAUAUGCGACACAUUUGGGGUUUGUCAUGAGAGUAGAUGCAUUUCUUCGAUCUAUGUGUAAUGGGGAGUUGGUGUGGCACCGGCUUGUGUGUAAUAAAGAGGGUUUUAGUAAAAGCAGACAAAAUCAGAAUGGACAAAGGAAGUGCAGAGCAAUUAGGGAAGGAUGUAAGGCAAUGAUAAUAGUGAAGAAAGAACAAUCUGAAAAGUGGGUUGUUGCUAAAUUGGUGAAGGAGCACAAUCAUCCACUGGUUGGUAAACCUGCUAAUACCCACAUAGAUUCAAUCUUGUAUCAAACACCGAGUUUGAGGCGUUCGGUUUUGAGCUCUCCGGUUGAUAGUUGCGGUUCGUUUGUUGUUAUGAUUUGCUCGCUGUUUGGGCUUAAAUUGGCGGAUUCAAUUGUACUCCCUCAAAUCAUCUUAUCUAAUUUUGAAGAAAGCUUCUCAUGA
This is a messenger RNA of Nicotiana tabacum (common tobacco), 1115 nucleotides long. NCBI's taxonomy places the organism in Eukaryota, Viridiplantae, Streptophyta, Magnoliopsida, Solanales, Solanaceae. The record is from RefSeq and is a predicted model, not a curated record.